Molecule: messenger RNA, 1134 nt
Organism: Drosophila kikkawai
Lineage: Eukaryota; Metazoa; Arthropoda; Insecta; Diptera; Drosophilidae
Product: sulfotransferase 1E1-like
Biological process (GO): sulfation
Cellular component (GO): cytoplasm
Molecular function (GO): sulfotransferase activity
Source: RefSeq, a predicted model, not a curated record
GCCAUCGGAAUGAAGCGCAUUCAGGUCACGCCGCGGAGUUAUCCCACGAAUCUCAUUGACAAAGACUGGUCCAAGCGGAAAAUUACCCAUAAAAAUGUGAAUAUACAGGAAUUCCUUGAUGUAGUUCAUGACAUGGAAUUUCGGGAGGAUGAUGUUUGGAUUGUAACCCUUCCUAAAUGUGGAACCACUUGGAUGCAGGAAUUGCUGUGGUUACUCCUCAACGAUUGCGACUUUGAGGGAGCUCUUUCUAGAGAUCAAGAGCUGCGUUCUCCGUUUUUGGAGUUUAAGUUCUACAUAACUCAAGACGUAGAGGAAUCGUUGAAACCUGUGCAAGAACUGCAGUCCCCUCGUCUGAUUAAAUCUCAUCUGGCCCUGCCUCUGCUGCCCUCUAAGCUUUGGCUGGGAACAAAUAAAGUUAUCUAUGUUUUUCGGAAUCCCCUUGAUGCUUGGGUCUCUCUCUAUUAUCAUGGCGUUACCACUGGUCCUAACUAUGGCAAGACUCUAGAACAAUAUAUGGAUGAGCAGGUAUCCUCCCAAGAGUAUGUAACGGAGGUCAUAGACCAUGCCUACGAGUUCUACCAGCUAAGAAAGGAACCUUGGGUUUUCUACACCAGUUUCGAGAGGAUGAAAAAGGAUUUGAGGGGAGUGAUAAAUGAUGUGUCUACAUUUCUGAAUAAGUCCGUCAACGAAGAGCAAAUGGAGCGUCUUCUGAAACAUUUAUCCUUCGAGGAAAUGAAGAAAAAUCCCACCACAAAUCAUCUGUGGGAGAGAGCCCAACACUCUCACACAACCCAUAAAGAUGCUGGCAAGGAAAAGCACAACUUCGUGCGCAGAGGCAAGGUAAAUGGCUACAAAGAUGAGCUCAAGCCAGAGCAAAUUGAGAAGGUCAACGUCUGGAUAGAGCAAAGCCUCAAGGAGAAUUCUGUUACUAUGGAAGAACUUCUGCUGCUUAAUGAUGAAUAGAUAAGAUAAACUUAAAAUAAUUACUAAGAGCUGUAAAAGAACAAUUAAAAAUCUGUCUUAAUGUCGGAAUGGGAAUAUAAAUUAACUUCUCGAGUGCUAUAUUUCGAUUUUAUUAACAGUGGGUUCUCUAAUUCAAAUCUUUAAGCUCUUGCAAAAGGCCACUAAAAACAA